This is a messenger RNA of Daphnia pulex (common water flea), 3746 nucleotides long. RefSeq names its product calcium-transporting ATPase type 2C member 1-like (gene SPoCk). The record is from RefSeq and is a predicted model, not a curated record. The transcript has 4 exons. Lineage: Eukaryota; Metazoa; Arthropoda; Branchiopoda; Diplostraca; Daphniidae. Gene Ontology annotation, cellular component: Golgi membrane; plasma membrane; endoplasmic reticulum. Gene Ontology annotation, molecular function: P-type calcium transporter activity; ATP hydrolysis activity; ATP binding. Gene Ontology annotation, biological process: intracellular calcium ion homeostasis; manganese ion transport; calcium ion transmembrane transport. Bases 793 to 3597 code for a protein of 934 amino acids.
AAGUCAAUGAUCUCCUCGGGGGAAUUUUCCACACAAGAUCAUUUGGGGAAAUAGAUAUGUCAAGGUCUCUUGUCUAAAUUUGAUUGCAUUCUAAAAAUGCUGUGGCUUUCCCUUCCACGUAACUCAUCCAUCAUCAUUAGUGGUUUUCAAAGUUAUGAGAUCAAACUGUCGUUUUCAAAAGGAUGUUAAACGAAAAUUAAAGAUUUUUUUCCCAGUAGCUAUAUUGUUACAACACUUGGACAUUUGUUUUGUUUGUUGUUCCGUUACCAUAUGAAACUCGGAGAGUUCAAUGUCCGGUGAGUUUGGAAUUUUUGUGUGUUCUUCAAACAAUUCUGUCACACAACAUUGUUCCCCUGCGGCCUUGUUUGACGUAUAUAUUCUCCACGUCACGUUGCGUGCCACAUUCUUGGCAGAUAACCCCUGUUUCGUGCUGAAACGUAUAUUAAUUAUUCGCAUUAGCAUCGUUUGUAUGUUAUCCUAUUAAUAUAUUGACGUGAAGAAGUCGCAUUAGUCGAACCCAGUCGCCAAUUUUGCCCGAAAAGUGAAAGUCGAGUAAAGCGCAAAGUAACAAACUGGCAACGCAGCCAGACAGGUGAUUUGACGUUUCGUCUGGAAUGACUACGUAUGUCCCAAGUGCUGAACAAGUGUGAAUAAUAAUAUAUCCGGCAAUAAGAAUAUCUAAACGGCCGUGUGAACUAAAACUUGUACGUCAUACCUGUUGUCAAAGUGUGCUGUUAUCGGUGGCUGGCUCUGCUCGUUGAUCUUAUCGUCAUGGAUAAAGUUAUCUAGAAGAUGCCCUUAGGAAUCAAAAAGAAUGGCACAGAGGAGAAAUUGAACAUCCCACGCGAAGAAAAAUUACACUCUGAAGAAAUGUGGCUGCCCUCUGUUGAGGCCAGCGGUUUGGAUGUGGAGGAUGUGGCGAGAAAAUUGGACACCAAUGUUCUCACCGGUUUGAGCUGGGCCGAGGCGGAGAGAAGAAAAUCCAUGUUUGGAGCCAACGAGUUUGUUGUGAAAAAUGAAGAUCCCAUUUGGAGGAAGUACAUGGAGCAAUUUCAAAAUCCGCUCAUACUCCUGCUGCUUGGCUCGGCAUUUGUCAGCAUCUGCAUGAAACAGUUUGAUGAUGCUGUGAGUAUCACGGUGGCAAUCUUGAUUGUUGUCACCGUAGCAUUUGUUCAGGAAUAUAGGUCUGAAAAGUCAUUAGAAGCACUAACCAAGCUCAUCCCACCAUCAUGUCACUGCAUUCGUGAAAGCAAAGUUCACUCAUUUUACGCCAGAGACCUAGUGCCAGGUGACGUCGUCCUGCUCAAUUUAGGCGCUCAAGUUCCGGCCGAUUUAAGACUUUUUGAGACCAUCGAACUCUCCAUCGAUGAGAGCAGUUUUACCGGUGAAACGGAGCCAGUUACCAAACAAACGAAAAGAAGGAAAACCGAUGAAAACAAAUCCACUUGGGAAACCAUGGCUUAUAUGGGCACACUGGUCCGUUGCGGAUCUGGAAAGGGUAUCGUUGUCUCAACGGGCGAUCGCUCCGACUUUGGCCAAAUGUUUCGCUUGAUGCAAGCUGUGGAAUCACCCAAAACCCCUCUCCAAGAAAGCAUGGAUACGCUCGGGAAGCAUUUGUCCUACAUAUCAUUUGGCAUAAUCGGUUUCAUCAUGUUAGCCGGCUGGCUUCAAGGAAAACCAUUGCUGGACAUGUUCAAUAUCGGUGUAAGCUUAGCUGUUGCUGCAAUCCCCGAAGGUUUGCCAAUUGUAGUCACGGUCACGUUGGCUCUUGGCGUCACUCGUAUGGCCAAACGUAACGCCAUUGUCAAGAAAAUUCCGACAGUUGAAACGCUAGGAUGCGUCAACGUUAUAUGUUCGGACAAGACGGGCACACUUACAAAGAACGAAAUGACGGUGACUAACAUUGUCACUUCUGAUGGCUGGCGAGCUCAGGUGACGGGUUCCGGCUACAACAACGUUGGCGCUGUCCAAAUCCAAGACAUUUCGAGUGAUUCGGAAACUGCACUAAUGGCCCGCAGUUCAAUCUACAACGUUUUGGAAGUUGGUUGUGUGUGCAAUAAUGCUGCAAUCAGCCCGGAAGGAUCUUUACGUGGUCAGCCAACCGAAGGUGCUCUGCUGGCUGCUGCGAUGAAGUAUGGCAUGCUGGCCUGCAGUUCCAACUACCACCGCCUGCAGGAAUAUCCAUUCAACUCGGAAAUGAAAAUCAUGACUGUCCGCUGUAUGCCUCGUGCAGCGCACAACGAAUCACGCCAAGAAAUCUUCUUCUCCAAAGGAGCCAUCGAGAAGAUUUUGCAGUACUGCUCGAAAAUUCAUUACCAAGGACGUUGCUUGCCGAUGAACAUGGAUCACCAACAAAGGGUGUUGGGUGAAGCCAGGCAACUGGCGACGCAGGGACUUCGGGUGAUUGGAAUGGCACGCGGAGAUUCAAUGGAAGCGAUGGAGUUUCUCGGCAUGGUCGGCCUGCACGACCCACCUCGACCGCAGGUGCGACAGGCCGUCGACAUCUUCCACGGCACCGGAGUUCAAGUGGUCAUGGUGACUGGCGACGCCAUGGAAACGGCCGUAUCCAUCGCAGAACUGUUGGGGAUUUACCGGCCCAACAGUACAGUCGUUUCUGGAGAGCAACUGGACGCUAUGGCCGACGAUGAACUAAAGGACCGCGUGAUGGAGGUGUCCGUCUUUUAUCGAGUGACGCCCCGUCAGAAGCUGCGCAUCGUGCAAGCUUUCCAGUCUGUGGGUGCCGUGGUGGCCAUGACUGGCGAUGGAGUCAACGACUGUGUUGCUCUCAAAGCUGCCCAUAUCGGCAUAGCAAUGGGCAAGAACGGCACGGAUGUUUCCAAAGAAGCGGCCGACAUGAUCUUGGUUGACGACGACUUUUACACCAUCAUGGCAGCUGUCGAAGAAGGUAAAGGCAUCUUUUACAACAUCCGCAACUUUAUCCGCUUCCAGUUGAGUACGAGUAUUGCUGCGCUGUCGCUCAUCACCAUUACAACCCUGGCUGGACUACCGAACCCGCUCAACGCCAUGCAAAUUCUUUGGAUCAAUAUUUUAAUGGACGGACCCCCAGCUCAAAGUCUGGGCGUUGAGCCCGUAGACAAAGAUGUCAUCCGGCAACCUCCACGCAGCAGCAAGCAAUCAAUGAUUGAUCGAUCUCUCAUCGCCAAUGUACUACUUUCGGCAGCUAUAAUCGUCCUGGGAACUCUGUUCGUGUUCCAACGCGAGUUGCAGGAUAACAAGUUAACACCUCGUGACACGACAAUGACAUUCACUUGCUUUGUCUUGUUCGACCUGUUCAACGCCCUUAGCUGUCGCUCGCAGGACAAAUCUGUCCUGGAAAUUGGACUUGGGACGAACCGGCUCUUCAUUGCCGCCGUGCUCCUGUCACUCUGCGGCCAACUGCUCGUCAUCUUUUUCCCACCACUCCAGUGGGUUUUCCAGACGGAAGCACUCCAUUUUCAGGAUAUGGCCUUCCUGACGGCUAUCACUUCUAGUGUCUUAAUUGUAUCCGAACUGAAAAAGUGGAUCCAGCGACACCCGCCUUUUCGACUCUUCUCUCCGGCUGUUAACAGAGGGCGAAGUCGUUCUGAUUUGAUCUAACCAAAAUUCUAUUUCAUUCAAUCGUACAACAUCUACUAUUCUUCAACUGUCUGUCAAUCUCUUGUUUUUUAUUCAAUUUCUUUUUCAUUCAUUAUUGUUACUAUAAAGGUAUUCGUUUGACGAGUCAAUAGAUUGCCAAGAGAACAGAA